UAAUCCUGAAAUAUCAUGUCAUUUGAAAACAUGAACAUCUUUUGAUGAACUUGAUACAUCUUUCUCAUUCUCUAUUCAAAUAAUCAAAUGAUGAAAGAAGGAUCAAGAAAUAAAUAAAUUCGCAUUCAAUCAACAGAUGAGUGAGAACUAAACGAAAAGAAGAGAGAAAAAACAAAUUGUCAAGUAGAAGAGAUUUAGAAGUAUCGUAUUGUUAAUCUUCAAGAAGAAAACAUAAUUAUGAAUAUUCUUCCAUCUGUCCAAUAGAUUCCUAAUCUUUCUCUUUUGCAGUUGAUUCUAUUGGAAGAAUCAUGGUCGGAAUUGUUUCUUCUUUGGGCUAUUCAAUGUUCCACUUCGUUGGAUAACGGCGGACCUUUGUUCACAACUGCUCUUAGUCGAUAUCAACUAGACAACGAAAAUGGAAAAUCACUUCAUCGGUUAUUAAAUGACAUCUUAUAUCGAUUUAAACAAUUGAAACUUGAUCCAAUCGAAUUCGCUUGUUUGAAAGCAAUUGUUCUUUUUCGGUUCGAUAUUCGAUCCUUACGAGAAUCAAAAAUGGUGGAGAAUUUACAAGAUCAAGCACAAAUCACUUUGGCCCAAUUUACACAAAUUCAUAAUCCAACUCAACCGACUCGUUUCGGUCGAUUACUUUUAACAUUACCAUUAUUACGAAGUAUUCCAUCAAUAUUGAUUGAGAAAACCUAUUUUGCACGUACAAUUGGAAGUAUUUCCAUGUCGAAGCUCCUUUCUGAUAUGUUUAAAAACUAA
Molecule: messenger RNA, 765 nt
Organism: Adineta ricciae
Lineage: Eukaryota; Metazoa; Rotifera; Eurotatoria; Adinetida; Adinetidae
Source: the annotation of a GenBank genome assembly